AUGACGCGAAUAGACAGCUUCGACAACCAAGUUCAGACUGAAAAGAUUCAGACCAAGACACAGACGCCAGCAAAAUUGGGGCCCCUAGACCCCAGCGACUACUUCACCAACCACCAGAUAUUUUACGUCUUCAUCAUGGCUGGCAUUGGCGGCAUGAUCAUCUCAGGGGGCAUAAAUUUUGGCUUGGCUUAUGUGAUGUAUACCACCCAAAACACAGUCCUAAACCCAAUCUAUCUCUUCCAGCUACCCAACACCUUGGCUGGCGAUGCAGCAGUUACCAUCAUCAUCCAGUGCAUCAUCACCUGGUUUAUGGAAAAAGGCCUAGUCGCGCACGACCUUUCCCGUCGCGGUGUUCAGCCCAUCGGGUUCAUCUCAAAACCUACUCGUCCCUGGCAGAGGCGAUUAUUUUUCCUGCCUCCAUUGGGAUACGACGAGGCGAUUGAUGCAGAGGCCAAGGGAGAGCCGCAAGCCAAGGCAGUCGCGCCGGACUUUUUAACCAUUCUGGGUUCCGUUGUUCAACAUGCGCUGCGAGGUUUCUUAAUCGCCAUCGUCAGCUUCUUCUUGCUAUGGCCUGCAACCGUCGGCAUCUUGAUAGCUUUUGGCAAGAGUACCGGCGGCGACUACAUCUAUGAUGAUCGGUGGGUUCCUCAGAUCUUCAAGGGGAUUCUCGGAGGACUACUUGGGCUAUUAACAACGCCUUUGAUGGCCUUGUUCUGGCUUGUCAAGGCUGGGUGGGAGGGAAAUCCGCACUGGAGCCUGAAGUCAUAA
Molecule: messenger RNA, 768 nt
Organism: Ilyonectria robusta
Lineage: Eukaryota; Fungi; Ascomycota; Sordariomycetes; Hypocreales; Nectriaceae
Exons: 2
Coding region: 1-768 (255 amino acids)
Source: RefSeq, a predicted model, not a curated record